AUGGCCCGCGAUGAUACACAAUGGGAUGAUGAUGUUUGCCAAUACUCAAGCAGGGAGAGUGAUGACAGCCCACUGUUAUACAGACAUGACAGAAGUCGACUGGUUAGAGAGAAAGCUGAUAGAAGAUGGCCGGUGACAAUUAUAGCGAAAUUUUCACUUUUCAGCACCGCCAUGAUAUUGUUUUGUGUGUUUAUGUAUAUCCCAGUGUACAACAGAGCAAAUGACCAGAUGCCAAAAGUUGCGGUAGUAGGCUGGUCCAUUCAUACGAAUCGCGAUACAAAAAUCUAUGUACAACCCAAUAAUGUUACGACGAUACACGAGCCCAUAUACAUAUGCCCAAAGAAAAAUCGGGAAAAACUAUUUCUACUCAUCGUAGUGUGUUCGUCGACAACGAACUUCGAGAGGCGGGUCGCGAUUCGGGAGACUUGGGGUAAUUCGACAAACUUUGUGGAAAGUGCGAAGAUAUUUCACGCGGUACACGAGAAAUAUAAGAAUUAUAAUUAUUCGUAUGAUCUGUACGCGGAAAUGAAUUACACGGAUCGGCGGAGACGGGGUGUGGAGCCAGAAGAACGCGUCAGGGUAACGGAAGGUGUUGGUAACAACACUAAAGAUUUUGAACUUAAAGAUGAAGUGGGAUUAGAUAAAACAGAUUCGGCAGUCGUUGACAAAGCAACGGAAGCACUAGAAGAUAAAUAUUCUGUUAAUCAAGAAGAACUACAGCGUACAGUUAUUGCAACGAAAAACAUACAUAGAAAGAGAGAUUUAACCAGUUUCAAUCGGAUACUACCGGAACUUGCUAAAGCGUUAAGCGUUACCAUGACAACGGACGACAAAAUGCUGCCAGAAUUCGAUAUGAAUAAAGAAAUUGGCGGACAAGAAAACGAAGUAGAUUACAAUUAUGAUUACGACACAAAUAUAAUGAAAAUACCACCUCGAGGCGAAGAGAACUUCGAUCUGGAGAAUGUCAUAGCCAAAAUCAAAGAGAAUUAUCCAAAAAGUGAUGUAAACUUCAAAGUUGUGUUUCUAUUGGGGUUGCCAGCUAACGACAAUAGUAGCGAGGUUCAGGAUAAAAUUGACGAGGAAGUGGAUAAAUAUGGCGAUAUUAUACAGGAAGGUUUUAUCGAUUCAUACAAUAAUUUGACUUUGAAAUCUAUAAUGAUGCUAAAGUGGGUGACAAAUAAUUGUGGUGAUAGCGUUCGAUAUAUAUUAAAAACUGAUGACGAUAUGUAUAUUAAUGUGCCGAAUUUGAUGACGAACCUUCAGAAUCGUUCAAAUAUUCACGACCAAACAAAAGAGAAGGAAUAUCUGUUAAUUGGUGAUUUGAUUUGUGGAGCUCGUCCCGUCCUGGAUACGAGUAAUAAAUGGUACAGCCCGCGUUAUAUGUAUUCCGGGAGGAUCUACCCGCGUUAUUUGUCCGGUACGGGCUACGUUUUAAGUACACCAACAGCGCAUGCGCUUUACCAGGCGGCGUUGCGAACACAUUACUUUCACUUGGAAGAUAUUUUUAUUACUGGCAUGUGCUCCCUUCGAGCGACACCGCGUAUAACGCCGCGUGACGAACCGGGCUUUUCCUACAACGGAGGAGGCGGCGCUUGCGCAGUACAUUCGAAGCUGACAGCGCAUCGUGUCACGCCGUACCGUAUGAAGAGGGUCGCUAUGUUGUUGAGAGAUUUGGGAUAUGUUGAUAGAUGUGAACGCUUGCGGCUAACUCAGGUAAGAAAAGACCGCCUAAGACCAAAAAAACCGACGAAAAAACUACCUAAAAUUGCAUUAGGCCUUAUUUAG
Molecule: messenger RNA, 1785 nt
Organism: Pieris macdunnoughi
Lineage: Eukaryota; Metazoa; Arthropoda; Insecta; Lepidoptera; Pieridae
Source: the annotation of a GenBank genome assembly